GCUCGGGGCACGCAGGAGGCGGGGCUUGCCGGACAAGAUGGAGUUGCUGCAGGUCUUGAAGCGCGGGCUGCAGCAGGUCAGCGGCCACGGCGGCCUCCGGGGCUACCUCCGAGUUUUUUUCAGGGCAAAUGAUGUGAGGGUUGGUACCUUAGUGGGGGAAGACAAAUACGGAAACAAAUACUAUGAAGACAACAAGCAGUUUUUUGGCCGUCACCGAUGGGUUAUAUACACCACUGAAAUGAAUGGCAAAAACACGUUCUGGGAAGUGGAUGGAAGCAUGGUGCCUCCUGAAUGGCAUCGUUGGCUUCACUGUAUGACGGAUGAUCCUCCAACAACAAAACCACCCACGGCUCGGAAGUUCAUUUGGACAAACCAUAAAUUCAACGUGAGUGGCACGCCAGAACAAUACGUGCCUUAUUCUACCACCAGAAAGAAGAUUCAGGAGUGGGUCCCACCUUCAACACCUUACAAGUAAAGACCAUGAAAACCUGUUUCAUUAUGUAAAAUAUGAGGCUUUUCAUGUAAUUGCACUUUUACUGUCUCCCACAAAUGAUUAAAAUCAUUUGAACAAUU
Messenger RNA from Lepus europaeus (European hare), 573 nucleotides. It is a transcript of the gene NDUFA12, whose product is annotated as NADH:ubiquinone oxidoreductase subunit A12. The transcript has 4 exons. Gene Ontology annotation, cellular component: membrane. Lineage: Eukaryota; Metazoa; Chordata; Mammalia; Lagomorpha; Leporidae. Gene Ontology annotation, biological process: response to oxidative stress; mitochondrial respiratory chain complex I assembly. The record is from RefSeq and is a predicted model, not a curated record. Bases 38 to 475 code for a protein of 145 amino acids.